AGAUGCUUUUAUUCCUCUUUCACCUGGGGAUUAAAUUCAUCCUUCAAAACAGCUCAAAUAGUACCUCCUCUUUGAAGCUUUUUACAACUCCAGUAUGUCACAGUUGCCCUCUCUGUGCCUAUACAACUCCGUUUUAUCCAUUCAGCAAGUAUUUACUGAGCACAUAUUUGCGAGGCACAGUCCUUUGUUUAGGGAUACAGGGUUGAAAAGGGUCACAUAAUCUAGCAUUAUCACGUUGCUAUGAAAUUCAGUGGUUAUGUGUCCUUUACACCCCACCCUCUCUCUCGAUUACGUGAGUAAUUUGCCAUUUUGAAGGCAGGAAUGGAGUCGUCUUGGUAUUUGUAUACCUAGGUCCUGAACUGGAAUCUGGAUGACACGUGUUGGCCUUCUUCAUUCCUCCUCCUUAUACUGCCACCACCUCCUGAAUGUAGCAAUUGCCCUCAGACCAGAUGCUGACCUCAUAUUGCGUUUUCUGAUGUGGCAAAUGGACGUUUUCAAGUUACAGUCUCAUGGAGGUGGAAAGGCCAGUCUGCCGGCCCCCUUAACCUCAAUGAGUCAAUGUUUGCUGCAGCCAUGAGUCUAGCCACGAGUAUUUGUCUUUAACUGGUCAUUUGAGUCACAGACCAUUCUUGGCAUUCGUUUGCAUUCCGAACUAUGAUUCUGUUUCUCCCGGUGUAGUUUGGAAGCCCCAAUUUAAUAAUUUCCGACCUAAUUGCAAGGUUACAUUCCACUGUAUUCGAUUCAGGAACUCCUUCCGCCACUCUCUUCCCUUAAGCAUAUAUGCUUCCGACGCGGAGGGUACCUCACUCGCUCUACAGGUAGCAAGACCAGUCGUACAUUAGGUAUACGGAUAAAUCUUCAUCCUUUGCCUCCUGAAGGGGGAGAUGGUGAGAAUCAGUUAUCACUUUAAGAGUGUGCUAAAACAGAAGCCGCAGAGUACCGCGAGAACUGUAACAACCAGCGACAUCUCGCGAUGUUUGGACCGGCAAAGGGUGGCUAUUUUGGAGUCCACCCGCCGGCUUCUUACUCCGGCAGCGUCUGCCAACCUGCUGCCGGGACCAAAGCUGGCCCCAAGGGUGUCUGGCCUGUGGGCGGCCGGACCGACACGAUGUGGCGGCUCCGCUGCAAGGCCAAGGAUGGCACCCAUGUUUUGCAGGGGUUGUCCAGCCGGACCCGGAUGCGGGAACUCCAGGACCAAAUUGCCGCCGUCACCGGGAUCGCCCCCGGCUGUCAGCGAAUCCUCGUCGGAUACCCGCCCGAGUGCCUGGACCUCAGCAACGGGGAUACCAUUCUGGGGGAUUUGCCCAUUCAGUCAGGCCCAGCCCGGGACAUUCUUCGCUUCCCUUCGCUUCCCCUCUGAGAGCCCCUUUCACCACCCCUGCACCUUGCUUCAGGCGAUGCCCGAGAGAGAGCUCUGGCCAGCAGGGCCUGGCUUGGAACCCGUGACCCGCAUUGGCAGCUGCGACAGCAUGAUGAGCACCACCUCCACCCUCUCUGGACCUAGUGACAGCAACUACGACUUCCUGUCCGCUGAAGAGAAGGAGUGUCUGCUCUUCUUAGAAGAAACCAUUGGCUCAUUGGACACCGAGGCUGACAGUGGACUGUCCACUGACAAGUCUGGGCAAGCCACAACUCCCCGAGGUCCCCGAACACUGCCCACGACCCAGCCUGCCGCCCAGGGACAUCCGAAAGAAACUGUUCAGCAAGGAACAGAGCCAAAAAGAGUGACUCCAUUCAGCUUGUCGCAUCUGCCCGAGCCUCAAAGCCUGGGCCUCAGGUCUGGCUCCUACAGCCUCCCCAGAAAUAUCCACAUCGGCAGAGACCAGAUCCUCAGAAAAAGCACCACACAGACUAACAGCCACAUCCCAGGGGCAUCUGAGGGGCUUGUCCCGGGGCCUGAGAAAGAGCAGGUCAGCCAGAGCAGUGAGCCCCACCAGGCACCGACGGGCCCCCGGGACACGGCCCUUGAUCUGGACAGGGCCUUCAUCCCCCCACCAGAGGCCUUCCGGGACACCCAGCCAGAGCAGCGUGGGCAACACGACCUGCCCAGCCAGCCAGGGGAGCUGAGUCACGGGCCCCAGCUCCACACAUCACUCAGCCUCCAGCAAAAAAGGGAGACCACUUCGGAGGCCAUGUCCCAAAAAGCCAGUGAGGAAGGCUCGACAGGGGAACCUGGACAAGCUCGGCCUCCUCCAGCUGUGUCCUCGCAGAAUGCAAAAGCUGAAGAUGUUCCUGGCCCGUCAGGGGGGGAUCCAAAUGCCCGGCCGGCUCCCCUCACAGCCCCUAAGACACGGAAGCUGCCACCAAAUAUUGUUCUGAAGAGCAGCCGAGGUGGUUUCCACAGUGAUCCCCAGAACCGGCUGUCUUGCCACUCGGAGGCUGGGCCUGGAGACUCGGGCCCCGCCUCGUCAUCACUGCAGGAGCAGAGGAGAGCACGCAGGGAAGCGCUGGAGAAGCUGGGGCUGCCCCAGGACCAAGACGAGGCCAGCGCCCACUUAAGUAGGCCCUCCAUCAGGCUCAGGGAGACUCGCACUCAGGCCCCCUCCCCGGCUCCGGCCCCGGCCCCGGCCCCGGCUCCGGCUCAGCCUGUGGUUCCAGCUCAGUUCUCAGCAGCGACAGGAAAGGCUGCAGCACCUGCACCAAUGCGGGGACCUUCUCCAGUGCAAGCUCCGGGUCCGGCUCCAGCUCAGCCGUCUUCUCCAGGCAAGGUUUUGGUUCCCGCCCAGGAACCCACUCCAGGCAAAGUUCCAGCUGCCAAAUCCAUGCCAAUUCCUAUCCCUAAGGCCCCACAGGUAAAUAGUCUCCUGACUCAGCCCAAGCCAGACUCUGGGCUGACUUUCCAGGAGAGCAGCAUCUCUGGCCUGAGACAGAUGAACUUCAAGUCCAACACGCUGGAGCGUUCAGGCGUGGGGCUGAGCAGCUACCUCUCAGCGGAGAAAGAUCGCAGCCCCAAAACCAGCACCUCUCUGGGAAAAAGCUCCUUCUUGGACAAGAUCUCACCCAACGUCUUGCGUAACUCCCGGCCGCGCCCGGCCUCCUUGGGCACCAGGAAGGACUUCGAGGGGAUCCAGGUGGGCAAGUUGGCCGACCUGGAGCAGGAGCAGGGCUCCAAGCACCUGUCUUACCAAGGACAGAGCCGUGACAAGCUGCCUCGACCCCCCUGUGUCAGUGUCAAGAUCUCCCCAAAAGGCGUGUCUGCUGAACACAGAAGGGAGGCUCUCAAGAAGCUGGGCCUGUUGAAGAAGUAGGCGCUGGCCACCAGCACCCCCACACAACCCCUCCCGUGCCCCGUCAUUCGAGAAGAGACCCAGGGCUCCACUUAGUCUUCCCCACCUCACAAGUCAGGGGCCGGGCAGGGGUCUGCUUCUCUGCAGUGUCCUCUUCUCUCUGAGGGAGAGAUUGGAGCACACAUUUAUAUUCAGAGUGGCUGUACCAAUGAGUGUCUGCGUGAACCAUCCUGAAGAUGAUUCCCACAGGAGGGUGUGUGUGUGUGCUAUAGGCUGCGUCUAUCACUGAAGCUAUUUAUAUGACACAGAGUCAUUGCUCAGAAUUCCUCACUUGUUGGAAAUUUUCUUAUAUCAGGUAGAGUUCAGCCAAGCCAGAACUGAGUGCAGAGGGGUGGCUAAGCCUGAGGAAAAAAAGUCAAAUGGGACAAUGGAUGUACCCGUGACACUAGGCAAAUGCAGGGUCACAUGAAAUGUGGGUCUCCCAGAACCCCUGCAGCGGGUGGAGACUGGCACAGACCUUGCUGGAUUCCCCUCUCACUUCUGGCCUCCUGGAUAGGGGCCUGCGGCCAAGAGGAGUUGGUUUGUUAUCUCAUCAUCUGCUGCCUUCUCACUGUCCCUAGUCCCAAGGAUCAGACACAUCCCUGUCACUAAAAACUCUUGGUUGACUCAUACCAGGAGAGCUCUUGCUGGCCUGAGAAGUCGGGAUGAGUGCCCACACAGCACACCUGCACUGGGGAGGGCCUUGUCUGUGGGCUUGUUAAAUUCAGUAAUAAACUACGGUGGUCCCUGACUCUGAUGUGCCUCUCCUUCCUGCUCCGGAUCUCAGUCUGCACAGUGACCCCAGGGCUGGGCCAACAGUGAGAUGGGAGCACAAGCCCAGAGGCUUUGUAAAUACCAAGGGACUCUUACAGGCCUUUGUCUACACGACUGCAAGUUGUUUUUUGAUUUCCUCAAUUCCUAUGGAAAAUCAGCACAGUGCAUUCUCUGCUAAUUAUUCAUAGAAUAUCAGAGCUGGGAGGGGCCUUAGAGACACCCUAGUCCAACCCUGUUGGGGAAGGGAAGUGACUCAUCUUGGUCACUCUGCUGAGAUCAGAGCCGGAGCUCCUGAUGCCGCUCCCAUGCUGCAUGCCCCUUCCCUCCAGCAGUGCCUUUGUCCCUCCACUCAGCACCCUAAGGAGUCACCAGCAAAGGUCCAAGCUUAAAGCUCUUCAAGAUCUAAAGUGUCUCCUGAAACAUCAGAGAUUAAACGUUGUUCAGGAUCA
Molecule: messenger RNA, 4489 nt
Organism: Balaenoptera musculus (blue whale)
Lineage: Eukaryota; Metazoa; Chordata; Mammalia; Artiodactyla; Balaenopteridae
Gene: C1H1orf116
Product: chromosome 1 C1orf116 homolog
Exons: 4
Coding region: 885-3248 (787 amino acids)
Source: RefSeq, a predicted model, not a curated record